AUGUCUGCACCACGAAAUAAAUUGUCUGGUGCUGCUUUCCGAAAGAAAAGAAGGCUCCAAGAAGAAGACACUUCUAAAAUGGCUGGAUCAUUAAAUAGGUUCUUUAAACCUGAUCCAGUACUAAAAGCUGUAAGCGAGACUAAAGAGAAUCGUGAAGCUGUAGAUGUCGAACCACACCCUUCUACUUCAACUACUACUGUGGGCGAACAUUCUUUGGGCAUAGAAAGUGAUACAAACACUGAGGAAGAGAGUUCACAGAAAUCAUCAUCAUCAGAAGAUGAAAAUGGAAAAAGCACGCUGGUAGACCUCUUUGAUCCAGCUGACUGGCCUGAAAUGCUUACUAGCUCACUAAAAGAAACCAUCGUUCUGAAAGGUCCGGCAAAGCCAAAAGAGCACUUUGCAUUUCCUAAAGAUGCAUCCAAGAGACGGUUUACAUCAACCCACUAUAGACGGCGCCUUGGAAAUGGUGAAGUGGCUUAG
Messenger RNA from Pelobates cultripes (western spadefoot toad), 480 nucleotides. The record is from the annotation of a GenBank genome assembly. NCBI's taxonomy places the organism in Eukaryota, Metazoa, Chordata, Amphibia, Anura, Pelobatidae.